Molecule: messenger RNA, 693 nt
Organism: Amphimedon queenslandica
Lineage: Eukaryota; Metazoa; Porifera; Demospongiae; Haplosclerida; Niphatidae
Exons: 4
Coding region: 109-603 (164 amino acids)
Source: RefSeq, a predicted model, not a curated record
UCUACAAUAAGUAGAAGUCUUGUUGUUCGUUACAGCAGUAAAAGUGCUGAGCCUCCAUACAUUCAAGUAUCAGUAAAACCUGAUCAGUCUGAACCUGUUGCUGAUGAGAUGUCCCAUUCUUUAUCUAUUGAUGGUGUACAAACAUCAUCUGAUGCAUCUACUGUUCAAUGGAAUAUUGAAGUAUCUAAGAAUGACUUAUUAUCAACCACUCCUUCACCAAUUGUUCCAUCAGUUGUUGCUGCCACAUCAACUGAAAGAGUACGACCAGAAAUUAUUGCACCAGUUAUUCCAGAAGUUGCUUAUAGAGUGAUGUCAGAAUGUAUUUCAGGUUUCAAACACUGUGGGAUUGGUCUUCACUUUUUAGCAGAGAAGUUAUUAGAGAAGAAGAUAAUAAAUAAUAGACAAAAGAAGACAGCUACUGAUGAACGCAGUAGAUGUACAACUGAUGAGAGAAUGGAUCAGCUACUUGACAUUAUUAAAGACUCUGUACAACAAGAGGGAAAGGUUUUUGAGUAUAUUUUAGAAAUACUCAAAGAUGAAGAUACUAUACUAGCUAACAAACUGUAUGAUUAUAUGAUUAGUAAAUAUGAACAAUAUAAAUAAUAGCUUUUGUAUUUGCCAAAUAUUUAAUUAUAAUGUGCCUUUUUUAUUUUUGAUAAUUAUAAAAUCAAAGCCACCCAUUUUUUGAUGUAC